CCAAACCAAACCCGACACACCCGAUCGUGUACGGUUCAAAUCAUCUUAUUACAAGCUCUUCUUCCCUUCGCAAAUUCACAGAAAAGAAAUCAGCUUCAAUGCAAUACCUAAAAUAAUUCAGAGGGAGGGAGAGAGAAGGAAGCGCGCGAGGAACGUACGCUCAGAGAGAGAGAGAGAGAGAAUGGGCGAGUGAACACCCUGUAACUUCCAAAUGGCUUCCAUGCGUACUUCCCCUCGUACCCCUUCGAAAAACAAAGGCAUUGCAAUAGAGAAGUCUAGUAGUGUUGAAGAAACAAAAAAGCAGUUCAACCACAAGGCAUCCUGGGAUAGUGAGUCAACCCGGAUUUUCUUGCAGCUGAUUGCCGAUGAGAUUACAAAAGGGAAUCACCCAUUCCUAGUCCUAAGGCAAACUAGGUACAAGUCGUUGGCAAAGAAAUUUGAAAAAAAAACUGGAAAAAAACAUGGGCUGAAACAGUUGAAGAAUAAAUAUAUGAGUCUGAAAAAAGAAUGGAAUGCUUGGAGGAAGUUGAUGGUUUCCAGCAAAGGAAUCUCAAGGAUUGGAUUUGACAGCGAAACUGGUUUGUUUCAGGCGUCUGAUGCGUGGUGGGAUAACAUGGAAUCGACAAACAAGGUGUGUGCAAAGUUUAGGAAAAAAACUUUGGAACACCGCAAGUUGAUGGAGACAGUCUUCACAGGGACUUCUGCUACGAGUAAGAACCAUUGGACCUCAGGAGAGACAGUAGCUGAACCUGCAACUAUUUCAUUGGAUUCAGUUGACAGCAUAGGAUUGCGGCCAUUUGUUGAUCCUAUCCCCGCAUGGGCAACCGACGUGGAUCAAAAUUCUUCAAUGGAACUAGUCGAAACUGCGAUGAAAAGGAAACAGACUUCAUUAACAAGUUGUGCAAAGUCGAAGAAGGCAACAAGUGGUGCAUCAAUUAUAGCAGAAAGGAUAAACAAUUUGACAAACGUGGUUCGGACUCAAAAUCAGCAAGUCAUUGUCAGGCACCUCAUUGGUAACGAAUCACAGUACACAAUUUCGGAAUGCAUGCAACGGCUUAGGGCCAUUUCUUCCCUUCUCGGUACACCGCUAUUCCAUUUUGCGUCGACACUGAUGGACAACGCAGAUUACCGGGAGGUGAUGAUGUGCCAGCCCGAUGACGACCACAUUAUUGGCUGGCUGACACAGAAACAGCUACAAUGCGGUGUUGCUGCGCCGUUUGCGAACCUGUUCGGGGCUCGAUGGGUGUGAUAGCAGUUCUUGCAGCUAAAUAUGGCCUUCUCUUGUCGUUGAUAAAUUUUCAUUACCGUGGAUGUUAGACUUGUAAUAAACAGGAUGGUUGUCUGUGAUAUUUUUAUUUUUUGUUUCCUUUCCCCCCCUCCCCCCACCUCUACAUACUAUUCCAUGGUUGUGUGUGGUUUUUAUGAUGGAACAGGAUGCUUCUAUCUUGUUUUUAUUAAUCACUAUGGCUGGCUGCCUUGUCAUGCUUGUUUAUUUA
Molecule: messenger RNA, 1496 nt
Organism: Camellia sinensis
Lineage: Eukaryota; Viridiplantae; Streptophyta; Magnoliopsida; Ericales; Theaceae
Product: L10-interacting MYB domain-containing protein
Source: RefSeq, a predicted model, not a curated record